AUGAAGAAGGUCAAGAAGAAACGAUCAGAGGCCAAACGCCACCGGGACUCCAACUCUCAGCAUGCCAGCUCCAACUCCACGCCACAGCAGCCCAGCCUGGAGAGCACCACCCCUGCCCCGCAGCUGCCUCGCCCGGAGGCCGCUCCCCUGCAACCUCGCCCAGUGUCCGCUCCCCAACAGCCCACGGCCCAGGCGCCUCCAGACCCCGAGAGCCGCCACUCCUCUGGGAGCCUGUUGUCUCCGGACAGUAACGCCAAGCCAGCCCCGCACUCCCGGAAAACGAGCGGACAGCCUUCCAGCUCCGGCAGUUCCCGGAAGUCAGGGCAGCUGACUUGUUCGAGCCCACGUUCCUGCCCCUGUGCUGCUUGCCCGGGCAGCUCUGCUUGCUGGCGACGUCUGGGGCUGUGCCACAGCCGUAUCUUCGAUGUCCUUCUGCCUCGAGACUGGCAGCUCGUGCCAGGGAGAGGAUGCCCAAGCCUCCUCACCUUCUACAGACGACCUUCAAGAAAACACUCAUCCGGACAUCGUAACUCACGUGCUCCAUGCCCUCGGGACUGUGGCUGUGGCUCUGGGGGCCCUGGGAGCUGCCUACUACAUCGCUGAAUCCUUGUGAACAAGCCCCCAGGCCCUCGGUCCGGCAGAUCCACUUUCCAUCUACGGAUCUCACCUGUCACCAAAAUAAAGCCAAAAAAAGAAAAAAAAG
Molecule: messenger RNA, 703 nt
Organism: Lepus europaeus (European hare)
Lineage: Eukaryota; Metazoa; Chordata; Mammalia; Lagomorpha; Leporidae
Gene: SPATA3
Product: spermatogenesis associated 3
Exons: 5
Coding region: 1-603 (200 amino acids)
Source: RefSeq, a predicted model, not a curated record